Molecule: messenger RNA, 2656 nt
Organism: Silurus meridionalis
Lineage: Eukaryota; Metazoa; Chordata; Actinopteri; Siluriformes; Siluridae
Gene: lrrc75ba
Product: leucine rich repeat containing 75Ba
Exons: 5
Coding region: 196-1320 (374 amino acids)
Source: RefSeq, a predicted model, not a curated record
UGCACGCGCGCGCGCACGUGGAGGACGGGCUCGGUGGGAUGUGCGGUGGAUCUGUAGCGGUGUAGCGGUGGUGUGUGUGUCCGGUGUUUUUGAUGACGUGUGUGUGAUAUGAAGGGCUGCAUGAGGAAGCUCGGCUAAGAGGAAGAGGACUGCAGACGGAGACGGGUCUGCGCGCGCGCACUGUUUGACUCGGUCAUGGGCUCGAGACUGAGCCGCCAGAGCAGCCUGGACGGCGGCGGAGGCUCGCGCAAGAGAGGAGGCGGAGGGGAAGGAGUGUGGCGGCGGAAGCGCGCGGACAGCGGCGGAGAGCGCGAGCCCAGUGCACCGUUCCCGGCCGCUGUGAUGCUGCUGAGGAGCGACAGGAUGCGCACGAGCGCCCCGAGUCCGUACGUGAGACGAGUCGCGUGGAUCCGCGACAUCCAACAGCUGCUGCGCGAGAGGAAGGUGGAGGAGGCCGCGAGCGUGCUGAAACAGCUGAGGAAGGAUCUGGGAUUAGAGGGGACGUCCCUGAAUGACAUUUUAUACAAGAAUGCUGCUUUCCUGAACCUGGUGGAUCCGAUUUCACAUGAGCUGCUGCUGAGCCUCGCUCGAGACAUGCAGUGUCCCAAAAAGGACUUUGACAUGCUGAAGUCGUCAGAUAAAAUCUGCAGGCAGCUGAUCUAUCACCUCACACCGCACUCCAAGUGGCUGAGACAGAGCAUGAGCCGGAGGAAAGCCCAGGCCUGGCUGAAAACCACCCUCCAGAAGAAGCUCUGCAGUGACUCGGUGGAUCUUUCCGGAAUCCUGCUCUCCACGAGGGACAUUCGACAUGUGGCGUAUUACCUCCAGACCAGCGGGGGCGCCGUGCUCUCGGUAGAUUUGAGCUUCACCGAGCUGCGGGAUGAAGGUUUGCGUAUCCUGUUGCCUGUUUUGAGUGUUUUGCCGAAACUCACCACGCUGGCGCUAAACGGAAACCGACUGACUGUCUCCAUCAUGAAGGACCUGACCGAGGUGCUGAAGAUUCCACACAGCUUCUCCUGUCUGGCCUGGAUCGACCUCGGGAACAAUGUGGACAUCUUUACCAUGCCUCAGCCCCUUCUGGUGGCGCUGAGGCGGCGCUGCAGCCUGAAGAGCAGUUUGCCCACUAUAUACGAAUACACGGAGGGUCAGCCGUACUGCUACCGCAUGGAGAGCUCCAUCGAGGAGCAGAGCCUUUAUGAGGAAGACGAAGAAGAGGAUGAAGAUGAAGAAGAUGUGGAGGACAAGCUGGACGAGGAGCAGUGGAGCAUUGUAGAGCAGAAGAGCUCCGGAAGUUUCACCUUGAACUACUGCGAGAGGUGAAGCUAAGCUUUUGACCUUUUUAGCGUUACCCAGCACUGUGGCCAUGGAACAGGAAUGGAGAAACUGUUUGGGGAAGACGGAUGGAUAGAGUGAUGAAGGGGUGGGGAUGGAUGCUGUCUCUCUGCACUGAUUAUCGUCGCUCUCUGAGUUCCCCCCUGUUCCCCAUCGUGGCUUUAUCGUGAUCCAGCACCAUCACCACAUUCACACAGAAAGUCAAACGGCGGUGAGAAAGACGACACGCAACACGCUCGAUUAGCGUCACAGAAACACUGGCACACACUCACCGUUUUAGCCGUCAGCGCUGCAGCAGGAAGAUAGCAGGCAAGACUGAGGAGAAGACCGAGGAGAAGACUGAGGAGAAUCGAAGAUGCCGAUAUUCUUCCCCACAAACUUUCUAAAAGUAAAUGAAUUAAUUCCAAUGAAAGAUGCAGAAACAUCACGCGACAGUGGACCAGAUUAGCCGAUUAGCAUCCUCAUAGUGUUUCUGAAUAAGGACUCGAGUGCUGUAGUGAUACGUGUGUGAGUGAGUGUGUGUGUGUGUGAGUGUGUGUGUGUGUGUGUGUGUGUGUGUGUGUGUGUGUGUGUGUGUGAGCAUGGUCAGAUUUGGCUGGCACUGCCUCUGCAACACAUUGCCACUAACAUCACUAAACUCCACUGUGUUCUUUGCUAAUCUUCCAACAAAAGCCAUGAGAGCAGCUUGUGACAUGAACGCUAACGAAACUGCUACGUCAAGACUUUUUUUUUCAGCGGUAUGCGUUCGCUCGUCACUCAGCCACAGGAACAGAGAUAAAAAAAAUAUAUAUAUAAUAUUAUAAUGCUUUUUAUUAUAGCGCAGCGUGUGAACUGCUAACAGUCCUGUCUUUGUGCUUUGUGUAUUUUUGCUAACUUAAUGCUAAUACAGGAUUUUUUUUUAGAUUACACCUCAGAUUAACAUUGAUGUUCCAACGACUAAUUUGGACGUCAUAUUAAUCAUUGCUAACAACAGGACAUGGUAGCAGUAAAUCAGUUUAAGCUGCACUACACAACCGGUCGCUACUAAUACAACACUUCCUGUUUCUUACACUGGUAAUACACUAGUAAAUGAGGAAUAUUACUGUUAGCGAGUAGCAUUUCAGUCGCUAGGCUAAGAGAGAAAGGCUAGCAUGACUUGAGCUUCGGUUUUUUACUGCUUCCUGUAGCUGUUUAGUGUACAGACCUAUUUAACACUUACAGCAUCUGUGUGUGUGUGUGUGUGUGUGUGUGUGUGUGUGUGUGUGUGUACUGGUGUAAUGUGAUAACCUUGUGUGUUUGUGUGUGUGUGUGUGUACUGGUGUAAUGUGAUAACCUUGUGUGUUUG